CGCAAUCAUACAACCAGAGAACGAACCGCCUCUCCCGACCAUCCAAAGAAACCCCAAAAGAUCACUUCAUCAUGUCCGAAGGCGGAGGCUGGAGUACCAUUGAAUCCGACGAGGGCGUCUUCACCUCUCUGAUCGAGAACCUCGGCGUCAAAGAUGUGCAAUUCGAAGAACUCAUCUCCUUAGAUGCGGACACAAUCCGCUCUCUAAGCCCCGUCUACGGCGUUAUCUUCCUCUUCAAAUGGAUCCGCGAACAACAACAACCAAGCGCCACAACCGCCGCACCGAUAUCAUCCUCAUCACAACAACCCCCUUCAGGAACCUACGACACCUCCCCGCCGCCGUCCCUCUUCUUCGCGAACCAAACCAUCCAAAACGCCUGCGGCACGCAAGCCAUCUUGUCCGUGAUCCUCAACCACGAUGACGCCGCCUCCGCCUCGUCAACAAAUCCCUCCGCAGCACCGGCCAUCGCCAUCGGGCCCGAGCUGCGCGCCUUCAAGGACUUCACCACGGGGUUCCCGCCCGACCUGCUGGGUGAGGCCCUCUCGAACAGCGAACCGAUCCGCACCGCCCACAACGCCUUCGCGCGCUCCUCGCCCUUCGUCGAUGAGAUCGUCCGGCCGCACCAGGAUGAGGAAGGUGGCGACGUCUACCACUUCAUCGCCUACACCCCCGUCAACGGCCGGCUGUAUGAGCUGGACGGCUUGCAGCCGCACCCCAUCUCCCACGGGGACUGUACCCCCGAGGAGUUUCCCGACAAGGUGAUCGGUGUGAUCCAGCAGCGCAUUGCCCGGUACCCCGAGGGGGAGACGAGAUUCAACCUCAUGGCCGUGUGUCGGGAUCUGCGCGUCCGGGCACGCGAGUUUGGCGACGCGGAGGCGUUGGAGACGGAGGAGCGGAAGCGGAGGGCCUGGGCGUGGGAGAACACCUUGCGGAAGUCCAACUUCGUGGGUUUCAUUGGGGAGAUGAUGAAGGGCGUGGCGGGCAUGAAGGAGCAGGAGGGUAAGUUUGACGAGUGGGUCGAGGGAGCGAAGAAGGAGACGCAGAGAAAGUUGCUGAGGAGGUGAUCUUCUUCCAAAUUCUAAAUUCUCGUGUUAUGUCUAGUCGAAGGUCCCUGUCUAUGGCUUCUUGGAUGACGUCAAUUUAGAAUCUGUAAUGAUACUCCUGGCUAUGUAGGUAUGAUGUAUGUAUGUACAGUACAAAAAACAACAAG
Messenger RNA from Aspergillus homomorphus CBS 101889, 1210 nucleotides. RefSeq names its product putative 26S proteasome-associated ubiquitin C-terminal hydrolase. Gene Ontology annotation, biological process: ubiquitin-dependent protein catabolic process; protein deubiquitination. Gene Ontology annotation, cellular component: cytoplasm. Bases 72 to 1064 code for a protein of 330 amino acids. Lineage: Eukaryota; Fungi; Ascomycota; Eurotiomycetes; Eurotiales; Aspergillaceae. The record is from RefSeq and is a predicted model, not a curated record. Gene Ontology annotation, molecular function: cysteine-type deubiquitinase activity. The transcript has 3 exons.